Molecule: messenger RNA, 1181 nt
Organism: Oncorhynchus tshawytscha (Chinook salmon)
Lineage: Eukaryota; Metazoa; Chordata; Actinopteri; Salmoniformes; Salmonidae
Product: myosin heavy chain, fast skeletal muscle-like
Exons: 6
Cellular component (GO): myosin complex
Molecular function (GO): protein binding; cytoskeletal motor activity; ATP binding
Source: RefSeq, a predicted model, not a curated record
AAUCCCUAGCCACUGCGCCACCCGGGAGGCCCCCAAUUUGGCAUAUUUUAAAACUGUCUUCUCAUUCAGGUACAAAGUACUGAAUGCCAGUGUCAUCCCUGAGGGCCAGUUCAUGGACAACAAGAAGGCUUCUGAGAAGCUGCUUGGGUCCAUUGAUGUGAAUCAUGAGGAUUACAAGUUUGGACACACCAAGGUGUUCUUCAAAGCCGGUCUGCUGGGUGUCCUGGAGGAGAUGAGAGAUGAGAAGCUGGCCACUCUGGUCGGCAUGGUCCAGGCUCUCAGCCGUGGAUUCCUCAUGAGGAGAGAGUUCACCAAGAUGAUGGAGAGGAGAGAGUCUAUCUUCGCCAUCCAGUACAACAUCCGCUCAUUCAUGAAUGUCAAAACCUGGCCAUGGAUGAAGUUGUACUUCAAGAUCAAGCCCCUGCUGCAGAGCGCUGAGACUGAGAAGGAGCUGGCCAACAUGAAGGAGAACUAUGAGAAGAUGAAGACAGAUCUGGCCAAGGCUCUGUCCACAAAGAAGCAAAUGGAGGAGAAGUUGGUGGCCCUGACACAGGAGAAGAACGACCUGGCGCUCCAAGUCGCAUCUGAAGGAGAGAGUCUGAACGAUGCUGAGGAAAGGUGUGAGGGGCUCAUCAAGAGCAAGAUCCAGCAGGAGGCCAAACUCAAAGAGACGACCGAGAGGCUGGAGGAUGAGGAGGAGAUCAAUGCUGAGUUGACUGCCAAGAAGAGGAAGCUGGAGGAUGAGUGCUCUGAGCUGAAGAAGGACAUUGAUGACCUGGAGCUCACCCUGGCCAAAGUGGAGAAGGAGAAGCACGCCACUGAAAACAAGGUUAAAAACCUGACAGAGGAGAUGGCGUCUAUGGAUGAGAGUGUUGCCAAGCUGACCAAGGAGAAGAAAGCCCUCCAAGAGGCCCACCAGCAGACACUGGAUGACCUGCAGGCAGAGGAGGACAAAGUCAACACUCUGACCAAGGCCAAGACCAAGCUGGAACAGCAAGUGGACGACCUUGAGGGUUCUCUGGAGCAAGAGAAGAAGCUCCGUAUGGACCUUGAGAGAUCCAAGAGAAAGCUGGAGGGAGAUCUGAAACUGGCCCAGGAGUCCAUAAUGGACCUGGAGAAUGACAAGCAGCAAGCUGAUGAGAAAAUCAAGAAGUAAACACAAACAAAUGACUACAGUAUUA